Molecule: messenger RNA, 18200 nt
Organism: Schistosoma haematobium
Lineage: Eukaryota; Metazoa; Platyhelminthes; Trematoda; Strigeidida; Schistosomatidae
Product: Sentrin-specific protease 6
Exons: 6
Coding region: 141-1658 (505 amino acids)
Biological process (GO): protein desumoylation
Cellular component (GO): cytoplasm; nucleus
Molecular function (GO): SUMO-specific endopeptidase activity
Source: RefSeq, a predicted model, not a curated record
UUCAGCAGAUUGAGAACCUACUUUCGAAGCUGAGAAAUCAAGUAAAACAAGGAAAAAGGUUAGUUCACUCACUUGGCAUUGAAUUCGUUCAUUAAAACUUGAAUUUGACCUAGAAGGCGCGUUUCAUUGGCCUUCAGAUUAUGAUGUUACGAGAGAUCCAAGAUGCGCUGGGUGGGAAGUCACCAACUGUUCAUGAAGAAAAAAAUAAAAGGUUUUGGAAGUGUCCUCAACCAAACUGUCACGGCCUUGCUUGUCCCACUGACUUCAGGUGUACUAUGUGCAACAAAGUUAUUGAUUUAUCUGAUACCUCUCUGAAGUCUUCUGCUAAAACAGAACCUGUCAUACCAUCAUCCAAUGGCACACCAUCGCUGAAGAGAUCAAGGAUGGCCAACAACAACCAUCUUGUUCCUCUUAACAUAUUCAGUAUCGGAAGGUCAGGGAUUUUUGAUGGCCGUGCUGAAGAUUGUUGCAUCAGUUCAACUUCCAUUUCAUGCAAAGUGAAAGUAGAAGGCGUGUGGACUAGUGUCACCAUCCAAUACAAUAAUAUGGAAAUGCUUGUUUUCUGCGAAACCCUCCAAGUGAUUUUCGUCAAACCAUCUAUUUCUUUCAAGACACAGCUUUCUGAAUUGCUUAGAAUCAAGGAAUUCAUUUUGCCAAGCGUCAAAUGGUUAAUUUUGGUAUUCCGGGAACCAUCUGCUAGCGACUUGUUGUAUGUAACAGUAGAUGAUCUCGAAGGUUUAGCCAAUCGAGUUCGUGAAAAUGGAUCUUGUGACAUAAAUUGUAGUGCAGAAAAGGCUAGAGAAAUUCUUUCUAGUUGUGGCCUUCGUCUGCCACGUGCUGAAUCUAAAAGGACUAAUUCAACUUUUCGUGAGUCUCAGAUUUCUAACCAAGUCGAUCAAACUCAAACCAAGUCUGAUAAGUAUCCCAUUUCAAAUUUGGAAUCUAGUUCAUCCCAAGUUGACAAACACACAAAUGAGGGAGGUCUGCUGACUGAUGUGAUAAAUACUCUUACUCAUUCCGGUAUCCAACUGACAAAUAACUCAAGUUCACUUCCUCAGGAAAGCGGAAAUACUAUCCAAGGAAAACUGACAAUAGGUGAAUGUAAUAAAGAAUGUGACGAUUUAAUCAUUCUCUGUGAAGAAAAUACUGGCGAAUGGAUUCAGAAUGCUAGGUCAUCUGCUUUGACUAACAGUGGCAAUCCUCAAACUGAAUCAUCUACGAAUCCUGAUGACGAUUCCUUGAAGUUCGACUACAAACCUCCUGGGUCUACUGACAGUAUAACAAUAACCAAUAAUGAUAUUGAGUGUCUUGCACCUGGAGCUCUUUUAAAUGAUGCUAUAAUUAACUUCUAUCUCAAAUUUUUGUAUUUCGAAAAGCUCACAAGUUUCCAAAAACAAGCCACUUAUUUGUUCAAUGUAUUUUUCUACAGUCGGCUGGCGAGUGGUGGUUAUAUAUCGAGUGAUGUACGUAGUUCUACAUUCUCAACUAAUUUACCAAAGACUUCAGAAACCACAGAUGAGUAUGUACAAAUCUUACGAAGUUUGGUGUUUUUAUUAAUGUUAUUUUUUGUAUUAUAUCUACGUUCCUUUCCUCGUAAAUUAUAUGUGUUCGUUAGAGUUUUUAAUGUUAUGUGUUUUUGUGUUUUACUUUCACUUUAAAAUGAAAUCUCACUUCAAAAUUACAGGUAUUUAUUACACUGUUUAUCGUCAUAAAUUGUAUCGGAUACCAUACAAUAACCAAUCUUACUCUCUCUUCCAUAUCUCAUCAUCUGCCCAUAUCAAUAAAAAAUAUGAUAACUAUUCAAGUAAUAGACACAUCAACUAAGCUUAUAUUGCUUUUACGACUUCGAAAAUACAUGCAACAUUCACAUUUUCACGUUGCAUAUAUUCAAGCUUUGAUUUUCAAUGUAUACCAAUAAUUUUUAACGCAACCGUAACACACCUCUAUAGAGUCAUACCAUAGUUCAGAACCCGGCAAAUAUUGGUUCUCGAGAGACGUAAUGGUUUUCGCUCUCGUCGAGGAUGCAUCCAUCCGAUCUUCACUCCGUUUCAAAGUUUAGAACACUGUCAUUCUUAUUACAGGCCAAAAAUCAUAGUGUUUCUUAACGUUAGUGCUCCCUUCACUUCUUUGGACAGGACUGUUGACUGAAAUUGCCCAUUAAAGAAGAGUUUGUUUAAGAAGUUUAUUCACAACUUAAGAGACCUAUAUACGAAUACCUCAGGUAGAGUGAGAGCAUACAACCACCUUUCUCCAUUGUUCUAUUCAAGCAGUGGGGAGGCUACACAAUCUCACGAUUCGUCUUCAACUUUGCCAUUGAUGCGAUUCUGGAUACAGCUCUGAUGGAUGUACGUAAUGGUGGUGUGGAUUUGUCAUCUGGAAAACGACACUUUGGCCUUGAGUGUGUGGACGAUAUUAUGUUACCGUGCGAUGAUAUCAAAACCAUGCAGUCCGCACUUAAUCAGUUAGCAGUUAGUGUCCGUAGGUGUGGCAUGUGGUUAACACCUUCCAAGUGCAAAGUACUUUUACAAGACUGGUAGCACCUACUGUGCUUGGUCAUCGUUGUCUCCGAAGAAUUGCUAACACCAUCUUGAAACAUCGACUUCGGUGACUUGGACAUGUCUUAAGAAUAUCAUCACAGUGAGUUCCACAUCGUGCAUUAUUUGCCGAUUCAAUGACCAGUUGGAAAAAGAGGAGGGGUGGUCAGUGCACGACAUAGUGUCGUGGUAUGAAAGAAAGCUUUACAGGACUAGCUUCUGUUGUUGGUUCACGACUCCCUGGUUGGGGCUCUAGGUAUGGUGCAACACAGGAGCUUGAUAUGUCAUCAGAUAUGGCUCAGAACAGAAGCUAGUGGCGAUCGUGUUGUAACCUUCUUUUACCUUCUUCAUGAAAGUGAAUGUAACUUCUUUAACUGAAACAAUUUUUUCUAGUUGUAUUUUUGUUGACUGAACUGUUUCUCCCAUUAUUAUUUCACUCUCACACACUAGUUUCCGUUCAUUGUUGGUCUUCUUUUAUUAUACUCACCCUACAUUCCUUAUCCUUUCAUAACCUCAUUGUUAUUGUGUGGCACACAUAUAUUUGGUUCCCCCUUGUACUAAUUUAUGUGUUCAAAUAAAUAAAUACCUUUCAAUUUAUUAUUAUAUUAAAUAAAAAGACCCUAAUUUUAAACUGUAUAUAUCAGGCUGUAUCCGGUUAAUUAAGUUGCUCCAAGCAUAUUUGAAAUGAUUUAUUUAUAUCAGCAUAGAAAGUUACUGUAUCCAUAAUAAAAUCAAAGUCGUUUAUUGCUAAUCAGGAUCUUAACAGAAUAACGAUCUUGUAUGGAGGAAUGAAGAUAGUUACAAGAUUAUACACAAAAUAUAAGCAGACUCAAUAUUCAUUAGAAGUACUGCGUAUUAACAAGAUGAAGUCUAAAUCAGCAUUUCAAGCUAGUCGAUUAAAUACUGACAACAGAUAUGAAGUGAUAUACUGAUUUCGGGAUCUAAUGAGUUGUGAGUAUUGAAGUGCUCUAAUCAAUAGUUUGGUAAGUUCCGAAAGAAAAACGAUUGUCCCUCCUAAGGAGUCUUCCGGUUAAAAUUGCGAGUGCCUUAAGAUCUUACUAUAUCUCUAUACAAAUAAUAUUCAUUUUCUAAUAAACUUUCCUCUCCUCUGGUUUUCUACUGGCAAAACCUGUAAUCACUUUUUAUUGGAGUAAACACCUCAUUAAAUCCAUCAUACUUUGUUGUUCUCAGUCAGUCUUUGGCAACUUUGAGAUCUAUAACAAUUAUGUAUGGGAUCGGGUUGUCGUGUCUUACAUUAUCAUACCGAGAGAACAAUUUAAAACACGGGAAGCGGGAAAACUGGUGAAAAUCUAACUAAGAGUUAAAUAUUAAAAAGUACAUGUGAAACCGAAGAAUAAACUGUGCAGAAUGAUAAUGAGCUCAACAUUUACAGAAAUAUAAAUAAUCAGUUUGAUUGCUUCAAUGGGAUCGAUUUUGACCCUUGUCACCAAACCACGGAUUACGACUAUUGUGACUGGAAACAGUUGUGAACCUUGCCUUAACUCACCUAGCUCAGACUGGUUGUCAGUGACUCCAUGAACUCAUGCCAUGUCUUCACUUGGCCGCCUUUAGCCUUCUAACCUAAUUCUAUGUUAACCAGAAUAUAACUCUUAUGAGUAGUUAGUGGUAGGAUUUGCAUAACAUGGCUCAACCUCAUGAAUUGUUACACAUUCCAUCUAUCGACUUUUUAUUUGUUACUGCCUCACGAGUUCCAGGUUAACCGUUUUAUUUUUAUAAAUUCCACUUCACCGAAUUCUAAUUACUCAGUGAAUACGGCUGCCAGCCACCACAUUAAAAAACAUAUUGAUCAUGUUUUUUUUUCAAUUACUAAAUGCUUAUCCUUGAUUUUGUCUCGUGACAUUUUACAACUAUCAGCACUAACUAUAACAGCAAGAAAUCCCAUUGGUGAUGUUUAGCAUAUCUGAGAAGCUCAUAACGCAUUAAAACAGUAUUCAUGAUGUAGAAAUAUCUCCAUACGAUCAUUAACGAAUUGUAGGCUUUAUGACAAAUUAAUUUUCCAUAUAUCCAUGACAUUUCCUUGUUGUUUCUUAUCAGACUAUACGAAAAACAAGGUGGACUUGUCCAAUCACUAAUAUACCCUAAAAAUAAGGUGGUGAAUGCAUGAAAAAUACUUCUAAAACUCACGAACAAAAAUAACUAUUGAUUUCACCAAUUCGAAAGAUACCAAACAUGUCACAAAAGUGAUUAGAAUACAACUCAUUAACUAAUCUAAAUUGACAUCUUUAUAUAUCAUUUAAGCGUGUAAGUUUCUUACAACUCCUCAUAGGGAUAUCAAGGAACAAAAAGAUAAAGACUAAAAUAUCAAUCAUUAAUAACAGGAAAGUUGAGUACAAUAAUUGGUCAACUUAUUUCUCUCGAUUUCACUAAUAACAUAAUGUGGUGUUUGUUCUGUUAAGGAGAAACUGUGCAGCAUUAUCUCUGCUAUUUUGCUGUACUCACUGAAUCAGUAAUUUAUUCAUCCGCAUCGAAAGUUCUUAAUGAUCAUUACGAAAUUAUUUCAACUGUAAUGUCAUUGCAUCAAAUUACGUUUAUCUCUGCUAACCGCAUGACACGAGUAAGCGUUAGUUGGGAAGAUUUUCUCUAUGUUUAUAUGAUUGACAAAUUCUCAACGAAAUUUGAAAAUAAUCCGACAAGUAUUCAAAAAAAUUCUCAAGAUACUACCACACCCUUCAGAAAAUAUUCAAUUCUUCCAUUUCCAAUUCAUGUUGUUUUCAUAGAACAAUUUUUGCUCAGCAUGCUAAUGUUGCGAAAUGGACACGUCGAGUCGAUCUUUUCAGUAAAGAUUAUAUUAUUAUUCCAAUUAACGAAUGGUAGGUCUCUGAAAAAUUUAUUUUUUUAAACAUGGAUUGAAUUAUGUUAAGCUAAUUGAAUUUUUAGGAUUAUUUGGUUUACCAUUGAACAUUUUUCAAAUUUUUCAAUAGUGUUGUCAAACUUUUCUAGUAUCACAAUCCUCAGUAGUUUACUCAGAAUCCAUUCGAAAAUGUCUAGGUCUCAAAGAGUACUGCUGUUCGCAGUACUGACCACGUAAAAAAUGGACCACUUACAUGAAAAACUUUGGUAUAACCACUCAUGAACCUCGUAUUUCAGUGUUAGUUUUAACUGUGUUGAUAAGGUCAUUCACCUACUCUACUAUUUUACAAAACAAUACUGAACAGUCAAUUAACUUGGUAGAAUUGUUACGAUAAACAAUCAGAAAACUUGUUUUUUCCAUUAGUCAGAAUUAUUAUGUGGUUGGACGCAUCAAAUGGUUUGUUCAUUUUGACGGAAAAUCCCCCCUAAUGAGCACCUUUGUCGUAGAAAAUAUUUGUCUACAUAUGUUGAGACUAAUAAUAGAAGUCUGUUCAGUACGAUAUGUAAUUACAUUUUGUGGAAUUAUCAACAUAUAAUAUUGUAACAACUCACAGAAUAGUAAUUCCGUAAAACAACAUGUUGCCUUUAAAGAAAUCUAAAAUAUAUCAUAAUCCAGAAUAAUAUAACUCAUUUAUCGAGUACAGGUUUAUGUACUUGGAUUUUGUGUUCACUUUAUUUGGUAAGAAAGUUGAGGACAAUAUGCAGUUGAGCGAAUCAAAGUUAACGAAACACACAACAAAUCUAAAGUGUGAUUUUAAAAUGUAUUCCUUAACCACUGAAUGCUUGCCCCACGACAUAACACAAUUCGUCCAACGAAGUCCCGAGUAAUAUGACCACAGUAUUUCUUCUGAAUGAUUAAACUUAAAAUAGGUUCGACGCCGUUUUCUUUGUUGAAUUUCUAGACUGGAUGUUUAAUGUUUCUGAAAGUCAUUUAUGUUGAUAGUGGUAUGUACUACUGUCAGUUUAUUUUUAAAUAAGUAAUCAGAUGAUCGUUUAAUUAUUGAUUUAAAAGUUUGAAUAUUCCUUCAUCUACGUCGAUUUGUUUAGGCGAGUCGUAUCAUGAACUCUUACACUAGAAAUACUGACGGAAAUCAAGUACAUUAAACUUGGUAGAUAGGUUAUACUAAAAAUAUAGUUCUAGUUACAUUUGUUCACUUAGUCACUACUACAAUUGUUUAUUGUUCUUUAGUAUUUAAAUUAAUCCACCGUCACUGAUUCUGAUUGUUUACCUUUUAUAAACCGCAUGACAUUCUGUAUAUUCAGAUUGAUUGGUCGUCAUUGUUAAAACUCUUUCAGUGCACAUUGGUUUCUUGGUCUUGUCUGCUAUCCAUGGAUGGCGGGAAUGGUCAGUUACACGGCUCUCUAUCGUGAAGAAGUUUAUCAUCUCUGCCAGUUGACAGAAAAAUUUACUAAUGUCGAUCUCAUCAACUUCUCAGGCGACGAUUUAAAUUCCCUAGAUAUUGGUGAAGAAGUUAUUCAAAGGUUGCCUACUGACACUCCAGUAAGUAAUCAAUCAGAAAAUUUUAACAUUUAUACAAUUGCCCGAAACUUUUAAAAUUCAAAUUUGAGAGCUUUGCAUCUGUUUUGUUAAAAUAUAUUCAUGCCAAGUUUUACAUGUACCUAUAAAAAUUGUUGCUAUGGUUCUUAGAAAAGGCAUCAGCCUCGUGACUUACGAAGAAUCUCGGCUUUCACCAUGGGGCGUCAUAAUUUAUGUUAUUUAUGUUAUGCACCUACCAAUGAUAGUAACAAUGACAGUAAAGGUCAGUUCUAUGAGCGGCUGCAAUCAAUCAUAGCAAAGUGCCCAAGAAAGGCUCUCACCAUCCUGAUGGGAGACCUAAACGUCAAGGUUGGAAUGGACAACACUGGGCAAAGCAAGGACUGCAUUCCUACAACUGAAGAACAUAUGGCACUCGAAACAACAGUCAGCCAACAUCAAAGUGAGAAUCUUCAAUACUAACGCUAAGACAGUCCUACUGUACGGGGCUGAAACUCCGAGGACUACCACAACCAUUAUCAAAAAGGUACAAGUAUUUAUAAACAAUUGUCUACACAAGAUACUCAAUGUCUGUAGGUCGGAUACCAUCAACAACGACCUACUAUGGGAGAGAUCAAACCAGCUUCGAGCUGAAGAGGAAAUCGGGAGAAGACGUUGGAGGUGGAUAGGACAUACAUUCCCUCUCUAUUGAGUAAAUCGUAAAAGGCCCGGGACCUAUUGCUAAGGGCUAUCUUGAAUUCGUUGAGUUUGUCAGUAUCCCGAAGAAUGGGUGUAUUGAACUUUUGUGAUGUUGUGUGCCCCGUUCUUCAGUUCUUCUUGAGUUUCAGUUUCAUCUUGGAGACCAGCAAGUGAUAAUCUGAGGCUAUAUCAGCUCCUUUCUUGAUUCUCACAUCUUCCAUCGUCCUCCUGAACUUUUCGUUGAUGCAGAUAUGUUCGAUUUAGUUCUGUGUAGUAUGAUCCAGUGCAAUCCAUGUGGCUUUGUGUAUGCGUUUAUGUGGGAAUAUGGUGCCCCCUGCGACCAGUUUAUUGAAGGCACAUAGGUCCGCAAACCUCUCACCAUUUUCGUUCCUUUCUCCUAGUCUGUGUCGUCUUAUGAUGUCUUCAUAUCCGGUGUUGUCCAUUCGAACCUUGGCAUUUAUGUCCCCCAUGAGAACGGUCGAGUCCUUUGCUGGGCAUUUCCCAACGAUUGACUGCAGCCUAUCGUAGAGUUGAUCUUUAACGUCUUCAUUGCAGUCGUUGGUAGGCCUUAGUAAUUUUCGAGUGAAAAGAAUGAUCCUAAUGAUAGCAGUCACUCAUCUCUACUGAGGCGCAGUAUUUUACAUCUGAACACUGAAUCUUAGUGGCUGGAGCAGUAUAUCUUGCUUGUUAACCCCUUAACGACGUAGAGUUUUCUCCAUAUGUUAUCCGAGAAGUGUUCAGUGUUCAUCUACAUUGCAAGUCAAGUUGAUUCUACAAGAACUCACUCUUAUACAAUGUUCCCCAUCUCCAGAGAUCGUAUUACAGACGGUCAGUCGAUUAAGCUUGAAGCAUGUUUCCAUAAUUCAUAUUUGCCAGUACAUCCAUAAGUUAUUCGUUGUUAGUAUCAGUAUUAAUUGAUGACUACUUAAUUUUUGUAUCUCGCAGAUAAUUAAUUUCCUUUUCUAAUAACAGUGUCGUUUACCUUGUCUGACGAAAACAUCUUAAUAAUUCACUCUUGUACGGAAGAUACUGUAGGGCCAGUGAAAUGUCACUGAGUCAUAGCCAAAUCAUCCGGCAGUUGGGUCACUGAAUAUCAAACAGUUCACCGAUCUUCGUCAAAACCAACGACAACUAACGCGCAUUAGUUAAUCGCACGCCAUUGACUGGUCCAUGCGGUUAGCCGGCUGAUCCAACUCCAGCUGGCUGCCAAUCAUCCGAUAUAGAUCAUCUACUUUAGUGAUCUACAAUACCUUACUUUAUAUACCUUUUAGGUGGUGUUAACAUUGUUAGCUGAUAUUGUAUCUGAGCAUGCAAGGAAAGACCUGAUCUGUCAUCAGUGUUGCAUCUGCAACAGAAUAAUAGUAUUUUCUUUGCAAUUACUAAUGGUCCCAUAGAUAUUAAUUCAGUAGUGUUUUAAUGUAACAUCUGGUUACGGGACCACACAUUAAAAACAAAACAGUUGAACAAAUGAUACUUCUGGACACAGUCCAUGGUUUUAUUACGUGUUAAAAAGAGUUACUUCGACAUAUAUCUAUUUCUGAAAACAUGUACAGAGGAAUAAACAGAUGCAGGGACUACUGUGUUGAUGUUUUUGCAAAAUAUAGACGUAACAAUUAAUAUAACUGUCCCAAUUCACAGAGUCAGAAAAUUGAAUAAAAUCCGAUUCAUUAUUGAAGCACAACAAACGGCUAGACUACUUUACAAAAAUUUAUUGUCCAACACCAAAAGAAAACUGUCGACAACGAAUAAUCAAUCGGUGCCUGAAAAGCAAACACUCGUUACCAGUUUGAUUUGUCACAAUAUGUACAACCAUACAUUGAUGAUGAGUAAUCUUUGUACUUCUUGUUUGACUACAAAUCAUAAUCAUUGCUACCAUGGAAUUGUACUAUCUGUUCAUUUUUCCAAACAGAAUUUCUGUUACGAUGUAACUAUUAGAGGUAAUUUGUAUGGAAUUGAUAGUGAUAAGUGAGUGUCGAAUGACGAAUAGUAACAGAAAAUUAGUCAGUCAUCUAUAUGACUAAUAAGCAAUGAAUGGUGAAUGUAGUACUGAUAAAAAAUGUCUUGUACUUUCCCUCAAUGCUUGUAUAAAUAACUGUACAUUUAGUAUUUUUGGUAUUUUUAGGUUUCUAUAACGACUCAAGCCACUUAGCUAUAAACCGAUUUAAUUAACUAUUUAAUUCCAGUUGUAUGUUUAUUUAGUUUAAACAGAUCCUCGGUUCUGAUAAUUUCCCUGUUUCAACGUUUAUUAUGUUACGACUUUAUCUGACAUAAAUAUAUUUUUCCCACGCUUUGAAUUCCCAUUCAUAAUUUCCCAGAUUUUGUCAUCUAAUACUUUGAACUAGAAGUGACUUUUCUGGAGACAAACCUUGAGAAACAUUACAGCGUGAUUGUCCUUACCUUGUAUCUAAUAAACUGUUGUUGUAUGAGGAUUUGAGUGUUAAGGAACUGACGUAAACUAGGGAAAGCAAGAUGUGACUACCCACUGAGUGUAGACUGAAAAAUACUCAACUUACCAUUAAAUGUGUGAUUUCCCUCCUGUUAUUGACUUCUACUCUAAACUCACCGAUUCCAUGCUGGGUGUAAUUGUGUCAAACAAAGUAUUUUUUAGUCUACACUCUGGUUCUCUAUAUUUAGUUGUGAUUCGUGUAUCUAAUAUGACGUUAUCCCAGUUUGUGUGUAGCGUAUCGAUCGAGUAUCCAAUCUAGUGGUAGUAUAGUCUCAGUCACCGAUCUUAUUAUCAUAUUAUAGUGGUAUAUCAUGGAAAUGGAAAAUAUUUUUAUUCCGCCAUUAUAUCAGAAACCCACAAAUUUCAAUCACGACUGUUACCCACCUACUAGCCUCACGUAAACACACCUUUUAGACCGAACGGUUUUCCACCUUUUUUCUGGGGUCGGCUAUGCACGGUUAGUGUUCACUACAUAAAUAAAUUAUUAUUUCAAUUAUUGAUUGUCAACACGGGACCUAUUCUUCCAUUCUAGGGUGAAGCAUUUGAUCGGUGGCGGCGAAGACGUUUAGCCUGGCUUCGUCAACGUGGUGUUAACGCAAUGUAAGUUGUUUUUGUUACUCCAUAGGAGAAAUCAAUAUUCCCAAAUCUACUUACUGGAACAUAAGUCUAGUUUGCAUGUGCGGAAUUAUUACUCAGUCUGUUCCGUCUAUCAACCAAAGGACGUGUAUACUGCGCAGCAGUUCGUUCCGUCCUACUUUAUGGCAGUGAAACAUGACCGAUAAGAUUAGAGGAUAUUCGUAGGUUACUAGCAUUCGAUCAUAGGUGUCUUCAAAACAUUGCUCGUAUAUUCUGGAACCACCGAGUAAGUAACUCAGUUGCUAGGACACAGGUACUAGGUAAGGAUGACAAAUCAGUUAGGAAGUAGGAAAACUUCAUCAGUUGAGAUGGCUGGGAUAUGUGUUACGUAUGCCCAACCACCGACGUGCGAUGUUUUCUGGUGUAGGAGUAGGUUGGAAGAAUGCUAGGGGUGACCAGACCAAAACAUGGCACAAGUCCAUGAAGUCACUGACAAGUUGACUGAGUCAUGUUGGUAGGUGUAGACUACCUGGUUGGUAUCCGCGAGACGAUAGAAACCGAUGGUUCGAGACCUUGAAUGACAUGGCUCAAAAUCGUUUGUAAUGGCGCAGGUGCAUCUACUCUUUGUGUUCUCCCAAAUUCUAAUCUCCUGAUUUCUUCAUGUCCCCUUUUUUUCUCUUUCCAAAUUCAUUUCACUGGAUUAUACUCCUCAAAUAAAAACUUCAAACCCUAAUGUUUCCGAUUACUGUUUAUACUCUUACUACCUCUAUCACUAAGAGAUUUGAGUCGACAACUGCAUCUCUGUGCUAAUGUGGUAUGGCAACUCGAACUGAUGUACGUACGUACGAAGUUCUACGUUGUCACUGACGGACUGACUCAGUCUGUUCAGUCGAACUACUAUGUGAAAAUUAAGCAACUCCUUUUUCUAUUUAACUUGUAUUGUUAGUUACAUAGAGUUCAUAUUCUUGUUUCUGUACCAAAAACUUUUCGGUUCACAGUUGUAUACUGUAUUUCUAAUACCAUAUACUUGACGUUAACUCGUACCUCAAUAUGUUUAUCAGUUGGUCCAAAAUAUAACCCUGUGGCAAGUAAAUAACUUGAUAUUUUAGAGACUUUAUAAUCACUCUCACAUGUAUAUAUUCUAUUUAGUUAGCUUUAUUUUUUCUUUGUAACUGUUACUAAAUCCCAUUAUUUUGAAAAAACCCUGAAUAGGCCAUGUGUUUUACUAUUCGAUUCGCUUCCUUGUCAAAGCCGAGUUGGCAAUUUGCAUGUUAUUCGAAAGUAAGUUACCUCUAUUUUUUUCAGCAUUAUUUAUUCAAUAAAGCCAUCAAAUCUUACUUUACGAACAUUAUUCUCCUUGAGAUCUCACUGUCCCACCAAAUAGAGACAUUCGUAUUGAACUUUCAGAUAAUUUUCACUGUACUGAAACCUCUUUGAUUAAACUCGACAUCUUAUUGUUGUCACAGGUCACUAGUCCGUGACUGUAGUUUUUGAUUAUUUCAGUAGAAAUAUGACUUGACUUUUAAAACAUAUAAUUUGUGAUUUUAGACAGGAAAAUUUAUUAAUGUCUCGUGUAUGCACAUGCAGCAAGUUACUGCAAUGCCCCAUUAUUAUUGGCGUUAGCAUUGGCACAGUUGAUCAAACAUAUUAGCAUUCACCAGAUUACUCGUAGUAUUAUCGUACCGUUUAAUCAAUCGUUACUGAGAUUAUUGCAAGGAAUCACUGCCAUGUGCUAGUUGGAUGUAUACGAAGAGUUUAUCAGAUGAAAUAAAGCAGAAUUAAUUAAAUACAAUCAAGUCACCCUAAGAAUAGACGCUCAGUUAGACCAGAAGUACUUUUUUGAAGAGGAAUCGACUCAUAUGUAUAAAGCACCUGGUUAAAGAGAGUUAUACUAGUGUGCCUAAUUUAACUUUGAAUAGAAAGAAGCAGCAAGCGCAUGGUUGUUUACCGAACAACAUGUUCGGAGGUGUAAAUAAACCCAGAUCAUAACAGUUGUGAAAAAUGUUUGGAGACGAAAAAUUAUUAAGGAGAGUAACUCGUACCAGUAAUUGGGUGACUAUUGUUUACUGUGAACAAACUAGUCUUGUGCAAGAACAAAAAAGAUUACUUCUCCUUCUGUAACUGCUAGGAAUAAUUACUUUACAACGAGAAGAAAGUUGAUUCGCUGUCUUUGCGAAUAUCUAAGCGACAUUGUCUAACCACAAAUGACUACAUAUCACAAUAUCACUCGAUAGAUCUAUCUAUAAUAAGGCAUAAUAAUGACUGUUAAUUACUCUAUUAAUUAAACUAACUAGAAAACUACUAAUAGACACAAAUAAAUAAAAUAUUUAACCUUCCGACUUCCAUGCUCUGCAAUCUGGUUUCGCGACUGCUCCACUAACACUUGUUAUAUCGAUUGAUUUAUCAUAACAUUGAGGAGGGAUUCUAUGUAACACAUAUAUCAGGUGUGAGAGCACCCAAAAUCUGCUACAAUUACAUCUGAAAUGUGAUCAGAGUGUGACUCGUUUAGAACAUUUUUCUCACACUGACUAGAGGUGAGUGAAUUGUGAGGAUAAAUAACACUUGAUAUGGGUCCAUUAGAACUAUAAUUAGAUUUGAACCCAUUGAGAAUUCGUGCAUCAUAUUGACUAAUUUUUCACAAGAAACAAAUGCAUCGUGAGAACAAGCAACAUUUGUUAUGAUAUCGCUGGAAUUUGAUACAUUCGAAACAUUUUUCUCAAACUCAUUAAGGACUUCAUAAGAAAUAAUGAAUCAUCAAGAUAGUCAGCAUCUGAUAUGACAUCAUUAGGAAUUUGAUCAGAAAUUGAUUCAUUUGAAACAUUUGUCCCACCCGACGUGACUGGAUAAUUAGAAUGAGAGGGAUGUGACAAAAGAACAUUUGAACAUUGUCCAGAGUCAACAUUAUUAAGGAUUUCAUGCAAUUGGUUCACUUUAUGAAUUUAAAUAAAGCAAGAACAAAUAUUGGUGCAGAAUAGUAUGAAUUCAUAUUAUUUCGAGGUUUGUCGUCAGUUGCUUACAAACCAAAAAUGUGAUAGAAUUUUUACAUCGAGAUAGUGUGUAAACAAUUGACAUGGAUGAGUGUAAAUAACAGGAUUACAAUAAUAACUAUAUAUAUAUGCUAGAACAGGUCAGAGGUUAAAAAAGGAAUUAAUUCAGGGUGGGUGGUGUAAUAGUUUAGUGAAGUCCAUAAAUUGUAUGAUGAUUUUGGAGAUUAAUGAAAUUGGAUAAUCAUAAGUUAGGUUACGUAAUAAUUAAAUCGAAUUUGAAAAGUUAAGAUAAUUUAAGAGGAUCAGGUGGUGGAAAUGUGUGAAUAAUAAUGUGUUUUUUGGUUGAGAUCAUGAAUUGAUGUUAGACCACCGUUGGAAACCUGGAAGUACUGGAUGGCCGUUUCGUCCUAGUAUGGGACUCCUCCUAGGACAAAAUGGCCGUCCAGUUCUUCCAGGUUUCCAACGGUGGUCUAACAUCAAUUAAUUCAUGAUCUCAACCAAAAAAACUUAACAAUCUCCACAACCCCCAUACUGAUAAUAAUAAUGUGGUUUAAGAAUUAUGUAAUAGGGGAGGAGUAUAAAUAUUUUAAAAUAAAUAAAUGAAUAAAAUAACCCAAAUAACCAAAAUACGCACACAAAAAAGGGGGUUACCACGGUAGUGAUAAGUUCAUUCAAGUCUCUUUUUGAAUUCAUAAAUCCGGUUUAAGUUUUUUGAUCACAAUGGCUUCAGCAAAACGGAGGGUGGUCGUACUUCUUUGUCUGUUGAUAAUUUUGAAAGCGUGCGGAAUGUCGACGGUGUGCCCGGUGUCAAGUAGAUGUCGAGCUAUUGCGUUGUUGAAAGUCUUAGUCCCUCGCAGUUUUUUGAAACAUGCUCAGAAAUUCGUACAUGCACUCUCCUCUCAGUUCUUCCAAUGUAUGUGUUUGGCACGUACAUGUGAAUUGGUAAAUGCAGUUGGAGCUAUUAAGAAAAGAGGACUUGUCGAUUUUGGUUUGUUUAAGUGAGCAGUUCGUUUGCCAUACUGUCAUAAGUUUUGCUGCUGAGUAGGUCACUUUCAACGCACAGUUUAGUCUGUGAUUAAUUAUUCCGGCAAUUUCAUCACCUUUGAAACGUAAGUAUAAGAAGCAGGUUUUCUUUUCUACUCCAUCGUAUUUUGUGCGAGGAUUAUUAUUAAGGAAUUUGUUGACCUCUUCCUCAUUCACAAAACUGUUCCUUACUGUAUCAGUUAACUCGUUAAGUGUAUCUAGAACUUUUGAGUGCGAUUCCAAAUUUGAUUGUUUAAGCAUAUGUUCGUUCGAUGCACCGAUGAGCAUUAAGUGGGAUCUGAUUAACAAAUAAAUCUUCAAUAAACUGAAGCAUCCGUUUUACUUUUGCUGCUGAAACUGACAUGUUCUCACAUUAGUAACCGCGUCGUUUAUUGUAACAGAGACUUGAUAAAUAAGAGCAGAAUUAUAUUUAUAACUGAGGAAACAGGAUUUGGGGUAAGUUGAACUGAAAACUGGGUUAUAACUGGAAACAGACAGUUAUGUUGGAAACUGAAGCUUGUAAAUUGACCCAGUCAGCGAUUGUUUUGUUUUCUUUUUUUCCGAAAUUCCUGUCGUCAGUUGUUCUAUCUAGUCGUCGAUAAUUGUUAUGUCAGAAUCGCUUAUUACUUAUACCUGUAAAACGGUGAACCACUGCCAUUCCCAUGACGUAAAGAACACCAAGACCGGUACAAGUGAUUUAUUAACCCCAAAACAUAAAAACGACCCUGGUUAACAAUAAAUUCAUUUGUAUAUUGACAGUACACCCAUUUUGAUUAUUAAUUAGAACAAAGUCACAUAUAUGAGAAAUACGUAGUUAUAACAAAUCGUAUGCUGCAUGUCAUGUUGAGCAUAGUUCAUGUUAACUUAAUACAAGAAUAUCGUAUCUUGAACAAAAACCACAAUGAGUAAAAGAAUGUAACAUUGGUUUUUAAUCCCACUAUAUUGUAGACUACUAAUAAACACAUAUAAAUGCAAAUAUUUUAUUUUUUAUUUCAGUUAUUUACAAGCUGAAUGGAAUACUCGCAGAUCAGCCCAAGAUGGUGUUCUCCGCUUCGAUAAGGAUACAAUUCGAGGUUUUAGUCCUCGAGUGCCUGUUCAGAGUAACCUGGUUGAUUGUGGAAUCUACCUACUUCAUUACGUGGAAAUGUUUUUCAAGGUGAAUUUAAUUGUUUUGACAUACCGUAGUUAGUUAUGGGUGUAAACUUGAUGUGUUAUUGUUAACAUGUAACUUGUAAAUCUGAAUAUCGGUCAUUUAUUUCAGGCUAUCAAAGUGUGUAUGGUCCUUCGCUUGAUGGGCUGGGCCUAAUACAAAUGAAUCGUACCUGUGGUUAGAAUUAUAUGUUUAUUAUGUACCUAGUGUGCUCAUUCUGAUGUAAACCUACGGAAACCAAUCUUUGUACUAUAGUUACUGUGUAUACUUGGGUGUAAACUCUCAUCUUCUGUAUAAUAUUCGCUUAUAUAGAUUUCUAAAAUAAUAUCAGAAAAUUCUAUCCAUAUUAAUGAUCAUUUGUCCAUUUCUUUAUAUGCAUUACCUUAGUAACUGAUGACUUGUAACCCCUAAUAUACUUAUUGGAUUGCUCUUUAAAUUGUUUCAUACGCGACCCUGCAGUUUACUUUUGUCGACAGUGUUUUCGUGAAAUAAUCUAUCAAUAACUGACCGAAAAGUUAACUCUAUCACUUAUUCGCCUUUUUACCACUGGUUAAUAUAUUUUUAGAAACCUGUUCAAAGUUAUACGAAGGAUUAUUUCCAACACGAAAUGGCUGGUUGGUUUCCAGAAGCUACUGUCAGCCAGAAGCGUGCCCAAAUCCGUGACCUUUUGGUUAACCUACGAGAGCGUACACUGAGGGAGAAGGCUAAAAAUUGAUUCCAAUACAAAUCACUGUAACACUAUUCCUCUUAAUAACUUACGAAAUUCAAUUCUUCAAAUGGAUAUAACCACCCCAUCUUCUUGUAUAUAAAUACACUCCCAUCGUUCCUCUUGCAUUUCGAUUGUCUUUUUCGACAGUGUGAUUGGUUCGGAGACUACUACUAAACUAUUAUUGACACUUUUUGUAUUACAAUUCUUUCAGUCGAAUAUUUGCCUUCGACUUAUUUUAAAACACUGGGCUAUCAUCAAAUGAAUCUUAAUACAUUUGUUAAAACUAACUGUGAACGCACUACUGUGUGAUUUUAUAGUUUUACUAUUUGUAAUACAUCACUGACACCAACCAUAACGGUCAUUGUAAAGUUUUUCUUUCUGCACGCUAUUAUUAUUUUCAUAAAAGCAGGAAACUAAUAAUGAGUAUUUGUGCAUGUUUCUGUAUUUUCCAAUUUCCCAACUGCAUUGUAUGCCACACAGGUGAAGUUAUUAGUGGAUAUAUCGACCAAUCAUGUGUAAUUGAUUGAUGCACUACUGACUAUAUGUAACCCAUUGAAUUCAGUUAGGAAUUCAAAAAACACUAAACUACAAAAUUGGUGAGUAACUGAUACCGAAAGCGUAUAAAGUUCUAUGAACGUAUGCCAUAACACUGAGGAACCUACCUGUGUUUCCUACCUCCAGUAAAGUGUUGCACAGCCAUAUGCGAAAACAGCGAAGUACCUUGGAACGUCUUUGCUCGUUUGUAGACAGACAGACACCGUUUGUUCAACAUACGCGACGAAAGUACAAAAUCCAAACAAGGUUUUCAUUCGUGUCAAAAUUCUGUCGUCUAUCUAUCGCCCAAUGCUAAUGGAGCUGCCAAGGUGAGUAUCGUCAGUGUGCUGAACUACUUACCUCCAUAUGUUCAGACUAAAAACUGGCCCACUGUAGUUCUAAAGCAUUUCGAAUUGUUGGAGACCCAACUAACACUAAUGUAGUCCUCAAGACAUUCAGACGAGUUCAUUUCACUGACGUCUUACUCAAACAGAAAUAUGCCACCUGAGUAAUCUAAAUUGAAUGAUCUCACAUUGCCAGAUUAUUGCCUAUCGAAGGUUGUCCUCGGGCGGAAGAGUUCAUGUACCUAUCCUACAAUAGUGUACGUCUUUUAAAAUUUCUAUCCACAACGUUCAUACAUCGAAACAGAUCGAACAACGGACAUUUACGACUAAGACUAACGUCUCGCAACGAUGUGGAAAACUUUUUAUUUAUUUAUUUUAUUUGAACACAUAAAUAUUAGUACAAGAGAGCGCCAAUAUAUAUGCGCCACACAAAACAGUGAGAAUGCGAAGAGAAAUAAAAAAACAACUAAGGAGCGCAAAAGAAAAAGGGAACAAUAACGAAGAGAUUGGUGUAAGGUAAUGUGGUAGUAACGAGAUACAAUCAGAAGAAAUCUUUCAGGUAAAGGAGACACAACCACUUUUUAUGAAGAAAGUAAAAGGUUACAGCAGGAUCGCCACUGGCUUCUAUUCUGAGCCAUAUCUGAUAACGUCUCUAGCCACUGUGUAGCACCAUCUCUCGGACCCCAACCAGGGAGUCGUGAAGGGCCAACACAAGCCAGUCCUGUACAGCUUUCAUGCCACGACACCAUGUCAUGCACUGACCACCUCUCCGCUUCUUCCAACCAGUUCCAGAGUCGGCAAGUAAUGCACGACGUGGAAUUCUCUGGGACGACAUUCGUAGAACAUGUCCAAG